CCAGGCUCGAUCAACCGUAUUCUUAAUAUACAUAUGCACGGUGCUUUAAUUAAACUCUAGACUGUAGCGCAAACCAAUUGAGUGGAUUGCUCGUGUUAUAAUAUCAGCCCGAGAUAUUUCAUCGCUAAGAUGCCGAAUAUCGUGGUCGUCGGGUGAGCUCCGAUAAGUUGUCUGUCUAGGUAGCUUUACCAGUUCCACUAAUACGUCGGAUGGCAGCGCGGGCGUGUCCGGUAUUACGACAGCCUAUCUGCUAUCGAAGCAGGAAGGCAAUGUCAUAACCGUCGUAGCCAAGCAUAUGCCAGGCGACUAUGACAUCGAGUAUGCGUCACCAUGGGCCGGCGCGAACGUUCUACCCAUGGCAACCGAGAAGCACAGCUCGUGGGAGCGUCGCACGUGGCCGGAGAUCAAAAGGCUCGCCACCGAAGUGCCCGAGGCCGGAAUACACUUGCUGAAAUCUCGCGUGUACCGCCGCGCGAAGGACAUCGAGCAGAUCAGGAAAAAAGGCUACAACUUCGACGGGCUCUUCGAGGAGAACCCCUGGUACAAGACGCUAUUCGACGACUUCCGAGAGCUCUCCAAGGAUGAACUCCCCCGGGGCAUGGCGUCGGGCUGCGAGUUCGGGUCCGCGUGCAUAAACGUCAUGCUGUACCUACCGUGGCUCUUGGGGAAGUGCCGGGCGAACGGCGUGGUAUUCCGCCGCGGCCAGCUGAAACACAUCUCGGAAGCGGCGUCCCUGAGCCACGCCGGCGGGAAGGCCGACGUCGUAGUCAAUACGACGGGGUUAAGCGCCUCCAAGCUCGGCGGGGUGAUGGACAAGAACCUGGUGCCGGUGCGCGGCCAGAUCGUCGUCGUCAGGAACGAGGCGCCGUACAUGCUGACGAAAUCCGGGACCGACGACGCCGCCGACGAGCUCUGCUACAUAAUGAUGCGGGCGGCGGGCGGCGGCACGAUUCUCGGCGGCACGUACCAGAAGGGCCAUUGGGAAAGCCAGCCGGAUCCGAAUAUCGCGACGAGAAUCAUGCGGCGGGCGGUGGAGAUGAUGCCGGAGCUUGUUGCGGACGGGAAGGGAAUCGCCGGGCUGGAUAUCAUCCGCCACGGAGUUGGUCUCCGGCCUUACAGGGAGGGAGGCGUCAGGAUCGAGAAGGAGAAGAUUGGCGAUACGUGGGUUGUUCAUAACUACGGACAUGCGGGCUGGGGAUACCAGGGGUCGUAUGGCUGUGCGGAAGACGUGGUGGGACUUGUGAAUGAGGUCCUUAGUCGUUCUCGACUGUAGUGUGGUUAGAUCUGGCGAUGUAAUACUUCCAUUGUUUUAUUUACAUUAGGUAGGUAGGUAGUAUCUAAGAAAGGGGGGUUGGUCAUGAGGCUAUCUUCUUUUUCGCUCCUUUUCGCCAUUAAUAAGCUACGAUAUGAUAAUAUAUAUUUAACAUUGUAUCUUGUGCCCGCUUAAAGACCGUUUAUAUGGGAUGUAAUAAACAUUAUAAGGACAUGUAUCGUGAAAUAGUAUCGUGAAGUAUACCGGUUGAGAAAGC
Daldinia vernicosa is the source of this 1529-nucleotide messenger RNA. RefSeq names its product FAD dependent oxidoreductase. Lineage: Eukaryota; Fungi; Ascomycota; Sordariomycetes; Xylariales; Hypoxylaceae. Gene Ontology annotation, molecular function: D-amino-acid oxidase activity; FAD binding. The transcript is spliced from 3 exons. The record is from RefSeq and is a predicted model, not a curated record. The coding region runs from base 296 to 1273 and encodes 325 amino acids.